CUAUUCACAUCUCCUCUCUUCUCUUCCCUGUAUUAACUUUUCCUGUCAAAUUCCCAACGACCCUCUUCCCACAUUCAUUUAUUAUAGUGGUGGUACUCUCACAUGGCAGUAGUCAUUACAUCCUCCUCCCAGCAAAGAAAACAACAACAACAAACUUACAUAUACUAUUCCCCCUAUAGCUUGUAGAUCUUACACCACAAUGAAGAAAAACCUAGCAACAGAAACUUAACAACAUUUCUAUCUUCUAGUCUUUGUUUUCAUUCUUUAUUUUUCUUCCUUCUUUCUCUAUAAAAAUCUUCAUCUUCUUCUCUUCAUUCUACCACUACUACCCAUCUCUACCUAGAUAUAUAGAUCUCUCCUGCAGUGACCACAUCUCACAAACAACAUUAUUGCAUAAAGUUAUAAAGAGUUAUACUUCAAGCAACAAUCACAAGAUUCACAACAGCAAGAUCAUAAUCUAGCUCAUCCAUGGAUACUUCUACUAUGUUCUUAAUCUUCUCUACUUCAUUCAUAACAGUGAUAGUUUCUUACACAAUUUGGUUCAAUCUGAUCAAACGUUCGUUAAAAGGUCCACGAGUAUGGCCAUUGUUGGGAAGCUUACCAGGUUUAAUAGAAAACCAUGAUCGUUUACAUGAUUGGAUUACUGAGAAUCUACGUAAAUGUGGUGGUACAUAUCAAACAUGCAUCUGUGCAGUGCCGUUUUUAGCUCGGAAACAAGGAUUAGUAACGGUUACAAGCGAUCCGAAGAAUAUAGAACAUAUUUUGAAGAGCCGGUUUGAGAAUUAUCCUAAAGGACCAACUUGGCAAUCUGUGUUUCAUGAUCUACUUGGAGAAGGGAUCUUCAAUUCUGAUGGUGAUACAUGGUUAUUUCAGAGGAAAACAGCUGCAUUAGAGUUCACUACACGUACACUCCGACAAGCUAUGGCUCGGUGGCUAAAUCAGACUAUCAAAUUCGGGUUCUGUCCGAUUCUUAAAGCGGCUCAGCUCGAAUGUAGACCAGUCGAUCUUCAAGAUCUUCUUCUCCGGCUAACGUUUGAUAAUAUAUGCGGGCUCAUAGUCGGAAGAGAUCCACAAACAUUGACGGCUGGGUUACCGGAGAAUCGGUUUGCUACGGCGUUCGAUCGAGCUACUGAAGCCACACUUCAGCGUUUUGUGUUACCUAAAGUUGUUUGGCAGCUAAGGAAAUGGCUCCGGCUCGGAAUGGAAGUCACAUUGAGUCAAAGCCUUGACCACAUCGACGAAUAUCUAUCCAACGUCAUCAAGACACGUAAGCUGGAAUUGCUGAGUAAGCCAGGAAGUGGGGCCACAGCUCAACAUGACGAUUUGCUAUCAAGGUUUAUGAAGAAGAAAGAAUCCUACUCAGAGUCAUUCCUCCAACACGUGGCACUCAAUUUCAUCCUAGCUGGACGUGACACGUCAUCAGUUGCCCUUAGCUGGUUCUUUUGGUUGUGUAUCCAAAACCCUAGAGUUGAAGAGAAGAUCCUCAAUGAAAUCUGCACCGUUCUGAUUGAGACACGUGGUGAUGAUACAACAAAAUGGACGGAUGAACCCUUGGGGUUUGAGGAGAAUGACCGUCUGGUCUACUUGAAAGCAGCAUUGUCUGAGACCCUCCGGCUAUAUCCUUCCGUUCCCGAGGACUCGAAACACGUAGCUGUCGACGACGUAUUACCUGAUGGCACAUUUGUACCAGCAGGAUCCGCGGUCACUUAUUCGAUAUACUCCACCGGCCGGAUGGAAUCAACAUGGGGUGAAGAUUGUUUAGAGUUCAAGCCAGAGAGGUGGUUGUCUAAAGAUGAGAAGCAAUUUGAAGCAAAGGAUCAAUUCAGAUUUGUAUCCUUCAAUGCUGGUCCAAGAAUUUGCUUAGGGAAAGAUUUGGCUUAUUUACAGAUGAAAUCUGUUGCUGCAGCUGUAUUGUUACGACACAAGCUCACAAUAGCAGAAGGGCACAAAGUGGAACAGAAAAUGUCAUUGACUUUGUUCAUGAAAUAUGGACUGAAAGUCAAUGUGCAUCGCAGAGAUCUGACAGAUGUCCCAGCACAGCUACGUGAAAAGGGUUUUGAUAUAUAUAUAAGAUGAAUACAAGGAGGUUGCUAGAAUAAUUAAACGUAAAGAGAAAGGGCUGAAGCUCGAGGCCGAUUAGAGUUAUAAUAAUUCUACGUAUACCCCAAGUCGCUACUUCUUUCGUAUACAUCAAUGUUCCUGCUUGUUGGUUCUCCUGAAACAACAAUUUAUAGAUUUCUUAUUGAUAUAAUUUAUUUUUUUCGAAGAUAAUUAUUGGAAUAAUUAUGAUUCAGUCAGUUUAAUUAACAGAUUCCUAUUUUUCUAGCAAA
Molecule: messenger RNA, 2330 nt
Organism: Papaver somniferum (opium poppy)
Lineage: Eukaryota; Viridiplantae; Streptophyta; Magnoliopsida; Ranunculales; Papaveraceae
Product: cytochrome P450 86A2-like
Exons: 2
Coding region: 469-2076 (535 amino acids)
Molecular function (GO): monooxygenase activity; iron ion binding; heme binding
Source: RefSeq, a predicted model, not a curated record